UGUUUUAUACGUAUUCGCAGUGUAGAGCCAGAUCACAUUCUUUUUCCCUUAUAAAUUCUUCUUAUUGCGAAGAACUUGUGGGGAAACUUGUAAGAGAGCUAGGGUAUGAUUCACCUAAACUCCACUGAAAAAAUGUUCUCUCUAAACUCCUGCCAUGUUCUCUACAUGCUUACGUGCAUUCUUAUUCUGACCCAAACAUAUUCAAAGGAUGAGCCAAAGACAUAUAUUGUUUACAUGGGUGAUCAUUCCAAGGACACCGUCCAAUCCAUAGAAUUACUUCACAUUAGUAUGCUUGGAAGUAUCCUUGACAGCAAAUUUGCAUCAGAUGCUUUGCUACAUAGCUACAAGAAGAGUUUUAAUGGAUUUGUGGCAAAGCUAACAAAAAAGGAAGCAAUGAGAAUGAGAGGAUUGGAUGGAGUGGUUUCGGUUUUCCAAAACAAAAAUAAUGUGAUGCAGACAACAAAGUCUUGGGAUUUCUUAGGCUUCUCUCAGAAUGUCAAAAGAGCAAAUAAAGAAAGUGACAUAAUUGUUGGAGUAAUAGAUUUUGGAAUCUGGCCUGAGUCCGAUAGUUUUAAUGACAAAGGAUUCGGUCCACCGCCAAGGGAAUGGAAGGGCACUUGCCAUAACUUUACAUGCAACAACAAAAUUAUUGGAGCAAAAUAUUUUCGCAUACAUGGUACAUUUGGAAAUGACAUCAUAUCUGCAAGGGAUUCAAGUGGCCAUGGUACUCACUGUGCAUCCAUUGCUGCUGGGAACUUAGUUGAGUCCACAAGUUUUUUUGGACUUGCCUCAGGAACAGUGAGAGGUGGAGUUCCAUCAGCACGCAUUGCUGUGUACAAACCUUGUUGGUCCUCAGGUUGUUAUGAUGCUGACAUCCUUCAAGCCUUUGAUGAAGCCAUUGAAGAUGGUGUUGACAUCUUCUCCAUUUCCCUAGCACCUAGAACGGUAGUAUUCAGCGACUAUUUCGAAGAUGUAUUCGCCAUAGGGGCUUUCCAUGCAAUGAAGAAAGGGAUAUUAACAUCACAUGCUGCUGGUAACUUUGGUCCAGAUCUUUAUACAAUAUCUAGUAAUGCACCAUGGUUACUUUCUGUAGCUGCCAGCACUAUAGACAGAAAGUUUUUUACUCGUGUUCAGUUGGGUGAUGGCACCGUCUACGAGGGAGUUUCAAUAAAUUCAUUUGAUCUGAACAAUGAAAGUUAUCCGUUAAUUUAUGCCGGAGAUGCACCCAACUUAACUGGUGGACACAAUAGUUCUGUAUCCAGGUUUUGUGUCGAAAGUUCAUUAGAUGAAGAUUUGGUGAAGGGGAAGAUUGUUUUAUGCGAUAUUUCUGAAGGUACUUCAUUUGAGGGAUUGAUUUCUAAGGUAGCUGGUAUUCUUGUAAGAAGUAUAUCGCCGAAAGAUGUCUCAGACAUAUUUGCAUUGCCAAUGGUUAGCCUUACCCAAAAAGAUGGGAUACUCAUACAGUCUUACAUAAAUUCAACAAGUAAUCCAACAGCCAUUAUAUUUAAGAGUAAUGAAGGCAAAGAUUCAUUAUCCCCUUACGUGGCUUCAUUCUCAUCUAGAGGUCCAAAUGCAAUUACUUCAGACAUUCUUAAGCCUGAUCUAGCUGCUCCAGGAGUUGGCAUUUUGGCUGCAUGGUCUCCAAUUGCUUCUGUUUCUAUGUCUAAAGAUGAUAAGAGAAAAGUAAAUUAUAAUAUACUGUAUGGUACAUCAAUGGCAUGCCCUCAUGUUACUGCAGCAGCUGCCUAUAUCAAAUCAUUUCAUCCUGAUUGGUCUCCGGCAACAAUCAAAUCAGCAUUAAUGACUACUGCUACCCCAAUGAGUUCCGCACUUAAUCCUGAAGCUGAAUUUGCUUAUGGUGCGGGACAAAUUGACCCUAUUAAGGCAGUGAGUCCUGGCUUAGUAUAUGAUGCCAAUGAAAUUGAUUAUGUCAAGUUUUUGUGUGGCCAAGGUUAUGAUGCUAAGAAGAUAAGAACUAUUACAGCUGAUAAUAGCAGUUGUACACAAGACAACAUUGGAACCGUUUGGGAUCUAAAUCUCCCAUCUUUUGCGCUCUACAUGAACACCUCAACACCUUUUACUCACGUUUUUCAUAGAACUGUUACCAAUGUUGGAUCCGCUACAUCAAAAUAUAGAGCUAGAGUAACUAUACCUCCUUCCUUGUUGAACUUUAAAGUGGAGCCAGAUGUUUUGUCCUUUUCAUCUGUGGGUCAAAAGAAGUCAUUCACUCUUACCAUUGAAGGGAUAAUUAAUGUGGGUAUAGUUUCUUCUUCUUUGAUUUGGGAUGAUGGCACUUUCCAAGUAAGGAGCCCUAUUGUUGUGUACUUUGAAUAAAAACAAUUUCCAUGUAAGGAACCAUGUUAUCAUGUAGUAUGCAUGACAAUAUUUUCCAUGUAAGGACCCUAUUGUUAUAUAUGUUGAAUAAAAUAUUUUGAACUUAAUAAAACUUUGAAGUACUCAUGAAA
Messenger RNA from Cajanus cajan (pigeon pea), 2465 nucleotides. Its product is annotated as cucumisin. Gene Ontology annotation, molecular function: serine-type endopeptidase activity. Gene Ontology annotation, biological process: proteolysis. NCBI's taxonomy places the organism in Eukaryota, Viridiplantae, Streptophyta, Magnoliopsida, Fabales, Fabaceae. The record is from RefSeq and is a predicted model, not a curated record.